GAGACGCCUGUCACUCUGCGGAGACCGAGUCUCUUGGGCUAAAGGUAGUCUGAGUGGAGAAAGUAAUGAAGAUGGAAGGAGCUGAUGUUGAUGAAUUAUUGAGGAGAUUUAUGGAGUAGCCAAGUGAUAGCCCCUUUACUCAUCUUGUCGGAACGAUAGAGGACAGCGAUACCGGGAAAUCGACAGAUAGCAUGCCAGUAGAGGUGACUCCACUGCAGAUGAGGGAACAUGUUGGCUAUGGACCAAGGAGUGGUGGAGGAAUGGCUGUCAGAAUUUAAGACCCUCCCUGACAGUGCUGUGUCCAACUAUGCCGCCUCACUAAAAGACAAAGGUUCCCUGGUCCCUGCACUCUACAAGGUCAUCCGAGAGAACUACAGCGACUUGCUGGAGCCAGUGUGUCACCAGUUGUUUGAGUUUUACCGGAGUGGUGAGCCGCAGCUGCAGCGUUUCACGCUUCAGUUCCUGCCAGAGCUCCUGUGGAGCCUCCUGUCCGUCAGCGCAGCCAGAGACCCUCACACCUCCGGUUGCAUCGAGGCCCUGCUGCUGGGCAUUUACAACCUGGAAAUAGUUGAUAAAGAUGGACAAAGCAAAGUGUUAUCUUUCACCGUCCCUUCCCUCUCCAAACCCUCAGUGUACCAUGAGCCUUCAGCCAUCGGCUCCAUCGCCCUUACCGAAGGCGCACUAGCAAAUCACGGGCUGACCAGGGUGGUGUACAGCGGGCCGCACCUCCAGAGAGAGACCUUUACAGCGCAGAACAGAUUUGAGGUACUGACCUUCCUGCUGCUUUGCUACAACGCUGUUCUCAGCUACAUGACCUCCACCUCCCUCCAGUCCCUCUGCCAGCUCAGCUCCAGGGUGUGUAUAUGCGGUUACCCACGGCAACAGAUGCGGCGCUACAAAGGCAUUAGCACACGGCUGACGGUUACGUCGGAGUUCCUGGUUCAGCUCAUCACAGGGAUACACUACGCCUUGUGUAAUGGAGAAGUUGAACUUGGAUCCAAAGCACUGGAUGACGUUCUGUAUCGGGCCCAGCUGGAAUUAUUCCCUGAAGCUCUGUUGGUGGGUAACGCUAUCAAGUCGUCGCUGCACGGCGCAGCGCUGAAGAGCAACAACAAGGAGGGUGCACGGAGUAUCCAGGUGGAGAUCACACCCACCUCCUCCAGGAUCUCCCGAAAUGCUGUCACCUCCCUCUCUAUCAGGGGACACCGCUGGAAGAGACACGAUGCAGUGGAUCUGGGUUCCCCGGAUGAGCUGAUGGAUAUCUCGGAGGUGGAUGAAGGGGUGUGGCCAGGCGGUGUGGGGCCUGACAUGACCCCACCCACCAUCACGAUCAGCAACAGCGUCACCACGUUGAACCUGGGGGCCAAGGCCAUGAAGAAGUGUCGGCUCGGCGGGCGCACCAGCAAGGACAAGGAAGCGGGCCCUCUGACAACAGGCCGGGCCGCCAGCGAGAACACAGAGCUGUCUAUCAAGCGACUGACGCUCACUUCCAGCCAAUCAGUGCCCAAGGCAGGAGCUCUCACCAGCCUGACACGCACUGCCAGCGCUGUCUUCUCUCGCUCCUUCGAGCAGGUGGCCAGCGGCAACGCCCCGCCCUCCAGCAACCACACCACGUCUGAAGCUGGCCGCUAUUCGUGCAGCCUGCAGGAGGAAGGGCUGGGGUACUUGAGUCCGGCGCCAAACCACACGCAGCGCUCUCCCAGCAUCAGCGUGCACCUUGGCUCUGACCUUUGAACCCUUUGUGACUCCUGACUACCUGAACCCUCGCCUCUGAUCUUUGUGACCCUGUACCUGUGAUCUGGAACUCCAAGCCAUGCCAACUGCAACGGACCACAAAUACACAAAUGAACACUCCUACCAGUUCCCUCGUCACUCCUUUUUAACGUCUUUGAUUGUCUGUGCUGUAAAAUCAGCCUGCUGCCCUGCUCCAUUCAGACAUCUGCAGUUCUGUCAGCUCCCUCUGCUCCUUUCACUCAGCAGAGUCUCUUCUGGGCCUGAUGGAGGCAGGAUGUCAGGGGGAUACCACCUCCAGCUUCAACGUUUUUUUUACAAGUGCACUGUUGCCGUGAAGUUGUGCCAGGAUAAAACUGUACUCCGCUGCAGAGAAGCCUGUCAAAAAAUGGGUGCACUUAAAACUCCUUACUAAAAAAAAAAAAACUGUGGGAAAAGUAUUUAAAUUGGCAUUUGUUGCCCUGCAUGGCUUUUCCAUACAUCCAUCCUGACCUUGCCCAGGUUCGUCAGAGGGCAGAUGUUGAGUAUGUUUGAGCAUGCUUGAGUGUGUGUAAUGUAUGUGUGUAUGUGCAAUUAUUUUUAGAAUAAAGGCUGCUGAUUGAUACGAUGAACAAGGUAUGAUUCUCCGAGUUGAAACGAGUGUUUUCACUACUUUUGUAAAAAUAAUAGAUCCCUACCCAUAGCAAUACAAAUCUCUUCUAUUCAGUGUUUUCCAUCUUUUGGGAUGAUUAACUUCCUUCGUUCACACUAGUUACACCCGUGCUUCUUUAAAGAAAAUCUUCAUUCUUCCCUUAAAAUGUAAAAAGACCACUAAAUAAUAAAGCAGUAUGAUACGAAUUGGUUCUUUAUGUUUACAGUUGCACAGUAUUGUCAUCACGAUGGAAAAGCAAUAUUUGUGUCGCUCCCACUCGCUCCUCUAGCACUUUCCUAAACUGCUGUGUAUUUGAUGGCAUAAAUAAAACUCCCAACUUCUGACAAAUGACGGAUGAUUUUUCACGAUGGGGGACAAUGGACGUGUAUGAUUUUUAAGUAUUGAAUUUUGCACUUGAAAGAGCAAAGAGUUGUGUUCUCAACUUUGGUAUUUUCUUAUCAUGAACAAGAGAGGUUUGACUCUCAAACUGUGGUAUUUUCCUGUGGAGAAAGAUGCGCUUUGUUGCUCCGUACAGAUUUCUACGACGACCAUUGAUCCAAAAAAAAAAGUUUUAAAACCACACAGACUUCCAGUCCACUUACUUGUACAGGGGUAAUUUGACAACAAAACUGUAACUGAACCUAUUCCUGUGUAUUCUGCAGUAAGAAGUCGUGCUGGGCAACAAAGCAUCUUUUCCUCUCUUAUGAUCCACCUGCCAUUCCAGCUGUUUGUAGUACUUUGGUGAUGUGUUUCCUGUGUCCCUCCUUGUUGUUCACAUCAUGAUCAUCAUGAUCAUCACGUCACAUGACAUGGUGAUAUUCUCUCGUACCAAAAAAAAAAAAAGGAAUUAAACUCAACCCAUCUGCUACAUUUGAUGUCCUAAAUCAAGCUUUCAUGCUGCCCCUCCCUCAAGCAAAAGAGUGUUCUGUUGUCUGGUGUACUAGAGCUGUCGAGUGUCCAUACAGUAGCUUGGUGGGACAAUAACAAUCAUCGUGUUUCUGUAUGUGGGUUUACAGAAUGUGAAUGGGUAUGCUCUUGUUGUACAUCAUACCGUUGUACUAAAGUUGGUUUAUAUUGGCCUUUCUAUGUCUGAAGAUAACUCACUGCUACAACUUCUGGGAAUAAAGUGUUUCUAUAUUUCA
Molecule: messenger RNA, 3504 nt
Organism: Larimichthys crocea (large yellow croaker)
Lineage: Eukaryota; Metazoa; Chordata; Actinopteri; Sciaenidae
Gene: hycc1
Product: hyccin PI4KA lipid kinase complex subunit 1
Exons: 11
Coding region: 229-1734 (501 amino acids)
Biological process (GO): phosphatidylinositol phosphate biosynthetic process; protein localization to plasma membrane
Cellular component (GO): plasma membrane
Source: RefSeq, a predicted model, not a curated record